Molecule: messenger RNA, 2055 nt
Organism: Cornus florida
Lineage: Eukaryota; Viridiplantae; Streptophyta; Magnoliopsida; Cornales; Cornaceae
Product: small ribosomal subunit protein mS77 (rPPR2)-like
Exons: 2
Coding region: 1-1197 (398 amino acids)
Molecular function (GO): protein binding
Source: RefSeq, a predicted model, not a curated record
AUGAAUCCCAAGCACCUUAUUUCAAGACUUGAUGGAAGAAUUCUCUCUCCAUACUCAUCUAUUCACAGAAAUGCAUCUACUGCCUCCACCACCUCGCCAUCCAUUCUCUCUCUAAAGCGUCGUCGUGACUCUACUUUCCCAAAACCCACUUCACCCUUCAACAGAACCAAACUGAGCGAUUUAGAAGACUACGGGAACAACGUGAAGGAGUUCUUAUCGCGAUUCGUCUGGAUAAUGCGCGGGAGACUCUCUGAACUCUAUUCCGAUUGCGACAAGCAGAGAGUAAUUGAUGGCCUGCUUCCAGUCAUUGUCUCGGAAUUCCAGAAGGGUGUUGACCUUGAUCUUGGGCAGAUGCUUGGUGUGGCGGUGACUGCUCCGUCACCAUCGGACGAUGAUUUCAGCGAGGAUUUGUGGAGAACGGCCUGUGAGGUUACCGAUUUGGGCGUGGAUUGCUUGAAGAAGGCUGGGAAAAAGAAGGAUAGAGUAAAGGGGUUUCCUGAAUCUGAAGAGGUCAAGGAGAUGUGUAGAUCUUCUGGUGAAGAAGAAGUAGGACUUGAUAUCUCAGACCCCAAAUGUGCUGGAGCGGAUGAUAAAAUGGAUGAGAUUGGGGAGUGUAAUUGGCCUCAGGAACCUAAAACAAUAUCUGGGAAAUGCAAAUUGGUUACUUUGAGAAUCCUUACAUUGGAAAAGGAGGAUGACCCUUCUCCAUUGUUGGCUAAAUGGGUAGAGCUUCUCCAGCCUAGCAGGGUCGACUGGAUUACUUUGAUUGAUAGGUUGAAAGAACAAAAUACUCAAGUAUAUUUCAAGGUUGCAGAACAUGCCCUGGGAGAAGAGUCUUUCCAAACCAACAUUUGUGAUUAUGCAAUGCUCAUUGAUGCCCAUGCGAAAGAGAACCACUUGGAAGAUGCCGAGAGGAUUCUUAAGAAAAUGAAAGAAAAUGCAAUCAUGCCUGAUAUUCUAACAUACACCGCAUUGGUUCAUAUGUACAGCAAGGCAGGCAAUCUUGAUCGUGCGAAGGAGGCGUUUGAAAAAUUAAGGAGCCAAGUCUUCCAACCAGACACGAGGCUUUACAACUCGAUGAUCCUGGCGUAUGCAAAUGCUGGGCAAUCCAAGUUGGGUGAGUAUUUGACGGCAGAGAUGGUGAAUAGGGAUAUGAAACCAGCAAAGGAAAUUUACAUGGCAUUGCUCAAGUCAUAAGCCAAGCAGGGUGAUGCCAUUGGAGCCCAACGAAUUUCUUACGCGCAUUUUGCGGGGUUCCGAAAGAAUUUGGAGUCUUGUAGGUUGCUUAUUGAGGCAUAUGGGCAAGCUGGUGAUCCAGAUCAGGCAAGGAACGUAUUUGACAGCAUGACUGUAGUUAAACUGAGUCCUGAUGACCUCUGCAUUGCUAGCAUGGUUGCAGCUUAUGAGAAGAAGAAUUUGUUGGAUAAGGCCUUAAAUCUUUUAAUGCAGCUUGAAAAGGAUGGGCGCGAGCACGGGGUUGCAACUCUAGGCGUUCUGGUGAAUUGGUUGGUUAAGUUGCAACUAAUUGACGAAGCUGGACAAGUAUUGGGCAUGAUUGCUGAGAAGGGUGGCUCUCUUCCUUUCAAGUCUCUUCUAAGCCUUUGUGAUAUGUACUCAAGGGCUGGGACUGGGGCUGAGAAGAAGGCUCGUCAAGCCCCCGGGGGUGUUGAGGCUGAGGAGGAGGAGCUUUUGGCGCCAUUGGUCUUUGAGAAUAUUAUAAAGGGGCUUUUAGCUGGUGGGUUUGUACAUGAUGCUCAAAGGGUAUGUAGGGUGAUGGAGACCCAGGGAUUUGCAGCAUCACAGCCGCUUAAGGUGGCUUUGUCGGUGUCUCAAUCCUUUGGCCUCAAUAGACCAGUGAAAUAGUUUCAGUCAUUCAGGAUCUCUAGGGUAUGUAGUGUGGUCUAGUUUUAUUUUCCUCUUCAAUUCAUAAUUUAAUGCACAAGAUGUAUGACAUACAUUUACGUAGGCCUUCUUUAUCAUAGCAAAAAUAUACACAUAUAUCUAUAUUUUAAGUAGGGGUGGCAAUUUAAGUCCAAACCUAUUAAACCGUCCAAA